Molecule: messenger RNA, 1449 nt
Organism: Polyodon spathula (Mississippi paddlefish)
Lineage: Eukaryota; Metazoa; Chordata; Actinopteri; Acipenseriformes; Polyodontidae
Product: fibrinogen silencer-binding protein-like
Exons: 2
Coding region: 73-990 (305 amino acids)
Source: RefSeq, a predicted model, not a curated record
UUGAAGAGAUUCAUGGCCUGUGUCAGUGGUCUGUGUUUGUGACGGAGCAUCUUCUAGGAGGGAAACAGUGAAAUGGUUGGGAAAGCACGCUCCUCCAACUUCACAGAGGCAGAAAAGAUUGACCUUCUGCGACUGGUGAGGCCCCACGUCCGGGUGAUCGAGGAGCACAAGCACAAGCACUCGGCCAUCGUGGAGAAGAACCGCUGCUGGGAGGCCGUGGCGGAGUACUACAAUGCCCUAGGAGGGGAGCGCCCCCCUCGCACCGCACAGGGCCUCCGCACGCUCUACAAGCGGCUCAAGGAGAAUGCCAAGCAGGAGCUGGUGCAGCAGCAGCGGGCCCAGCCUGAGUACCGGCAGCAGCUCUCUAAGCCAACCAGGAGGCUUCUUCUCAUGGUACCAGCCUUCUUUCAGAACCUCCAGAACAAGGAGAGUAGCUGUUUACACAGAUUUCCUUCUGGCCAGUCAUCUUACAGAGAGGAGCCUGGGUAUCUCAGUUCCCAGCCCACAAGCUCGCAGAGCCGACUGCCCACCCUUCUUGCAGCCCCUAAUACAGAGGUACAUUCAAACGAAGAUGCAAAACCUCUGGGUCCACACCUGAUUGACAGCAUGGAGAUUGGGAAUGAAGAUACUGAUAAUGCUGUGGACAGCUCUGCUUCGUCUCGCCCAUCUUCUCUUAAUAUGAUGGUUGUGCUGUCAUCUUCAUCUACUUCUCACUCCCCUCAAACAAACACGUUAUCGAGGCCCCCAACGAGAGAAAGCCUGAGCCGGGCAGCCACAAUGCACCAGCUGGAAGCACUGCAGUUGUCAAAAAAGGAGCAGGAGCUGAGCAUUGAGAACCACAGGAAGAUGGGCCUGUACAUCGAACUGAAACGGGAAGGGCUCAAGAGGAAGCAGCAGCUGGAGGAAGAGCUGCUCAGGGCCAAAAUCAAAGUGGAGAAACUCAGAGCAUCCAGGCUUAGGCAUGGCCUACCAGAGUUCAACAGCAUGUAAACACAACCCAGCUGUUUAUUUAGCCUGUAUCUACUGUAUUCACCUUUUCAAUGAAUACCAAUCAGUCUUCUGAUUCUUGCACAGGUCUGUAUUGUGUGCAGGUCUGUAUCUGGCAUAACAUCCAACCUGUUUUGCCAGGUUGGGUGUUAUGACAGUUGUGGGCCACGCUGCAUUUUACUAAGACAGCCCAUUACUACCAAAUCUCAGUUGCUGGCUACUUCUUUUCAUGACUGACUACACCGAAUAAGCUGGGCUAGCCAAUUAUUUUAUGCGAAGGUCCAGCUUUCUUGGUUACAGCAAGAUUAAGGUUUGGAGCAACAUUUUCACUCUGACUCCUAUCCCCAUAUGCAGAAUCACACAUAGGUACACAAAUAUAGUUAUUACACAUAUUGUUGCUGGUUUCAGAGUUAUUUACUAGUAUCCUUCCCUGCCAAAAGCUAUUAUUAUAUGUUUUUGUUA